AUGGAGAUGCUCAAGGCCCUGCUGCAGGUGCGCGAGUGGCAGGGCCGCCUCCGCAACGAGCGCGCCUCGGCCUCGACCGCCGCGUCCAAGGCGCCGAGGGAGGAGAAGAAGGUGGAAAAGGCCAUCAGGGAGGCUGCCAAACGCAACGACAUGGCCUCUGUCAAGACUCUAGCUAAGGAAUUGGUGAGAUCAAGACGUGCUCUGAGCCGCCUUUAUGAAAACAAGGCUCACAUAAGUUCAGUGUUCAUGCGGCUUGGAGAAAUUAUUGGAACUAAAAGAACUACCGAGUGUUUGUCAAAGAGUGCUGAAGUUAUGAACAUUGUUAACGAUCUAAUGAAAGCUCCAGAACUGGCUGGUACAAUGCAGCAAUUCGGCAAAGAAAUGCUGAAGGUGGAGGUAAUGGAAGAGAUGGUUAAUGAAAUAGUUGAUUCAGCUUUAGAUUCCGAGGAUCUAGAAGAUGAAAUUGAAGAGGAGGUUGACAAGGUUCUUGCGGCACUAGGAGCGGAAAUUGCCUCACGGCUUCCAGCCGCUCAGAGGAUAAAGCAAGGUUCAAUGAGCAGGGUUCCAGGACAACAGCAACAAACUAUCGAUGAGGGUAUCAAUGGUGGCCAGGAAGAUAUAGAAGAGAAGAGAGCAAGGUUUGCUAAAGUGAGGACAUGA
Molecule: messenger RNA, 660 nt
Organism: Setaria italica (foxtail millet)
Lineage: Eukaryota; Viridiplantae; Streptophyta; Magnoliopsida; Poales; Poaceae
Product: vacuolar protein sorting-associated protein 24 homolog 1
Exons: 6
Coding region: 1-660 (219 amino acids)
Biological process (GO): protein transport; endosome transport via multivesicular body sorting pathway; late endosome to vacuole transport
Cellular component (GO): ESCRT III complex; multivesicular body
Source: RefSeq, a predicted model, not a curated record